UGUAUAAAUUUCAAGGACUUUGAAAUGGAGACAAGUAAUAUGGCUCCCAGAGGAAUGGUGGUAACACCACAUCAUUUAGCUUCACAAAGCGCGUUAAAGAUUCUAAGAGAAGGUGGAACUGCUAUGGAUGCUAUGGUUGCUGCGGCUGCUACAAUCUCCGUAGUGUAUCCCCACAUGAAUAAUAUUGGAGGGGAUGGUUUCUGGCUCAUUGUUCCUCCUCAUGAUGAACCGGUGGUGAUUGAAGCUUGUGGAGCAGCUGGCAGCUUAGCAACGAAAGAAUUUUAUGCGGAUUAUGAUAAAUUACCAUAUAAAGGGCCCAAAUCUGCAAUCACUGUGGCCGGAUCGGUUGGUGGGUGGGAAGAAGCAUUAAAAUAUGUAUCUGAAUGUGGCUACCAAAGAUUAUCCAUUUCGACUUUAUUAGCAGAUGCAAUAACAUAUGCAGAAAAUGGUUUUCCUGUGUCAUCUUCGCAGGAAAACGGUACUUUGAGUAUUAUUAAAGAUGACAGUCUUUCUGAGGAAUUUAAAAAUAUUUAUCUACCAGAUGGAAUAGUACCUAAGACUGGUCAAAGAUUUUAUCAAAAAAGUCUUGGUAAAACUUUAAGAGAGCUAUCGCAACAGGGUUUAAAUAGUUUCUAUCGAGGUAAUUUGGCGAAAUUGAUUGCGAAAGACAUGGCGUCCCUAGGUAUACCAAUCACAGAAUCAGAUCUUGCAAAUUACACGCCCGUUAGACGAACUCCUUUGAGAUUACUUCAUGAACACGGAGAAAUAUUCAACCUACCUCCACCGACACAGGGCUUAGUUUCUUUAUCUAUUCUCGCAAUCUUAGACAAACUACGCAUCAGUGGCGAACAUGAAGGUCAAUUUAUUCAUGCAACAGUUGAGGCUACAAAACAGGGAUUUAUUUUGCGAGACCAGCAUAUUACAGACCCUUGUUAUAUGAAUGUUCAUGCUCCAUCACUGUUAGCGAGUCACGCGAUUUCCAAAAUGGCAAGCAAAAUUAGCCCUAAUCAAAUAUCUUCGAAUGGAAAGGGUGAGGGCCCAGGGGAUACAAUUUGGAUGGGGGUUAUGGAUAGCAAAGGAUUUUCUGUUUCAUUUAUACAGAGCUCUUAUCAUAUAUUUGGAAGUGGUGUAGUUUUACCUUCUACAGGCAUUCUGUGGCAUAAUCGUGGUAUUUCGUUUAAUUUAAAACAAGGCCAUAUUAGGUGCUUAAUUCCUGGGAAAAAGCCAUUUCACACAUUAAAUCCAGCGGCUGCACGUUUAAAUGAUGGCCGAACAAUAAUUUAUGGUACCGAAGGAGGUGACGGUCAACCUCAAACACAAGCUGCCAUUUUUCACAGAUAUGUUGUUCAAAGAAUGAAUUUGCAAAAGUCAAUUUCAGCACCAAGAUGGUUAUAUGGACGAACACUUGGAGAAAUUAAUGAUAAUUUGCAUUUAGAAGACAGGUUUAGUAGUGAGACUAUUGAAUACCUCAAACAGAGAGGUCAUAGGGUGGUGAUGUUGCCUCCGUAUAGUGGAACUGUAGGACAAGCUGGUAUAUUGGUUAGGCACGUAAAUGGUUUGCUUGAAGGCGCAUUUGAUCCUAGAAGCGACGGUAGUGCAGUUGGGUUUUAGAAUAUUACCACACAAAUGUUUAUUAUCAUGGUGUUUUUAAACUAGGUAAAAAUAGUUUGGGUUUACAUGGAAUUUUCAUUUUGUUACUUACAUAACACGCAUUUAUUUUAAAAAGUAUAGUAAAGCGGACUGACUGUUUUGUACCAUAACCUGUACACCAUCCGAAUUAAAUAACCAUGUGAUCGUAAUCCCCAAUAAUUUAAAACAAUAUAAUUUCAAACUAAGAUUAAGUAAUUUAAGUUGCUGAUUUAUGUUGCCGUAUUCCAUGAUAUAUGAUAACGAAAAAACUCUUCAAGGGACGAGAACUGUCAACCUCAGUUAAUAAAGCGUAUCCAACCCAAAACUGUCAAACAAUCUCACUACAAACUCUGUAUCGGAUGAACCCAAAACUUCGUGGACAACUUAAUAUGUAUCUAAUAAAGCGAGUUAGAUUCUCAAAUGAAGACGAAUGCGGCCACUUCAUUAUUCUGAGAGUUUAAUUCAGUGUGCUGUUCGGACCAUUUAUCCGCAUUAGCGCCAGCCGGUGACAAAUUAGUGGAUUUAUUACGUUUUUAUACGAUGUUUUGAAUCUACUCCCCCAGUGGGCAAUAGAAUUGACAAUUGUGGAGGGUUUAAGUUUUUCAGUAUACAAAGUUUUUCUAAUUAAAAAAAUAACCUGUGAAAAUGAGGACAUUUACAGACCCUGACCAGAGGGUCCCUUUUGAAGAGAUGGUUUGGAGAUUAUUCGAACACGCUGUUCAAAUGCGUAUUGGUGGAUACAUACGGCGGAAAUUCAUCCAACUCAUGAAGGCAUUACUUAUGAUGUUUUCCUUUAGCGUUUUAUGUUAAAUUUCUUGAUGUUUACAUUUGGUACAAAUUUAAAGCUAACCUAACCCAACCUAUUAUUUUAAGUAUACUGGUUCUUUUAAUCAAGUUUUUUUAUCGAGUUUUUAAACAGUAAAUAUUUACUUAAGGGUUUUAUUAAAAUUUAAAGUUGUGUAUUGCAAUUUGCAAUAAACAGCGUAAAUAUAUUUCAUAGAGUCACAUUGAAAUAGAAAACAAACCCCGACCUGUAUUUAUUUUAUAUUGUACAAUGUUGUAUUUAAUUUAAAUUCGAGUAGGAUAUUUGGAAUAAGAUUAUAAAUUAUUAUUUUUUGGUAUGUUAAAUAAAUUUAACAAAACC
Messenger RNA from Vanessa tameamea, 2773 nucleotides. Its product is annotated as oxamate amidohydrolase proenzyme-like. Bases 25 to 1611 code for a protein of 528 amino acids. NCBI's taxonomy places the organism in Eukaryota, Metazoa, Arthropoda, Insecta, Lepidoptera, Nymphalidae. The record is from RefSeq and is a predicted model, not a curated record. The transcript has a single exon.